AGCUGCGAUGCGGAUCGUCGUGUUGCCGCUGCUGUGGGGGCUCGCGGAGGGGGCUUUCCCCAGCAGCGUCCAGAUAGGUGGGUUGUUCAUCAGAAACACUGAUCAGGAGUACACUGCGUUCCGCUUGGCCAUAUUCCUGCACAACACCAGCCCCAACGCCACGGAGGCACCCUUUAACCUCGUCCCGCACGUCGACAACAUCGAGACCGCCAACAGCUUUGCCGUCACCAACGCCUUCUGUUCGCAGUACUCGCGGGGCGUGUUUGCGAUUUUCGGCCUGUACGAUAAGCGCUCCGUGCACACCCUGACCUCCUUCUGCAGCGCUCUGCACAUCUCGCUGAUCUCCCCCAGCUUCCCUGCCGAGGGGGAGACGCAGUUCGUCCUGCAGUUACGACCCAACCUGCGGGGGGCGCUCAUCAGCAUCCUGGACCAUUACGACUGGAACCGCUUCGUCUUCCUCUACGACACCGACAGAGGAUAUGCCAUCCUGCAGGCCAUUAUGGAGAAGGCGGGCCAGAACGGCUGGCAGGUCAGCGCCAUCUGCGUGGAGAACUUUAAUGACGCUGGCUACCGGCGCCUCCUAGAGGACCUCGACCGGCGGCAGGAGAAAAAGUUUGUCAUCGACCUGGAGCCAGAACGUCUCCAGACUAUUCUAGAACAGGCGGUCAGUGUGGGGAAGCAUGUGAAGGGAUAUCAUUACAUCAUUGCCAACCUGGGUUUUAAGGAUAUCUCUCUGGAGAGGUUCAUGCAUGGUGGAGCGAAUGUUACGGGUUUUCAGCUGGUGGACUUCAGUAAACCGAUGGUCAUCAAACUCAUGCAGCGCUGGAACAAACUGGACCAGAGGGAGUAUCCUGGCUCAGAAACCCCGCCCAAGUACACUUCCUCCCUGACGUACGAUGCCGUGCUGGUGAUGGCCGAGGCUUUCCGCAACCUUCGACGCCAGAAAAUCGACAUCUCUCGCAGAGGGAACGCUGGAGACUGUCUGGCCAAUCCUGCGGCCCCAUGGAAUCAGGGCAUUGACAUGGAGCGCACCUUAAAACAGGUGCGUAUCCAGGGUCUGACAGGGAAUAUUCAGUUUGACCAUUAUGGACGCAGAGUGAACUACACCAUGGACGUGUUUGAACUGAGGAGUAAUGGACCUCAAAAGAUCGGUUACUGGAACGAUAUUGAUAAACUGGUGCUGGUGCAGAACGAGCUGGGAGGAGGAAACGGAUCAGCCAUGGAGAACCGAACCGUCAUCGUCACCACCAUCAUGGAGGGACCGUACGUCAUGCUGAAGAAGAACUGGGAGAUGUAUGAAGGGAAUGACCAGUACGAGGGAUACUGCGUGGAUCUGGCAUCCGAAAUCGCAAAGCACAUUGGGAUUAAAUACAAGAUUUCCAUAGUUCCUGACGGGAAGUACGGAGCGAGGGAUCCAGAGACGAAAAUAUGGAACGGAAUGGUUGGGGAGCUGGUGUACGGGAAAGCGGAGAUCGCGGUGGCCCCUUUAACCAUAACGCUGGUCCGGGAGGAGGUCAUAGACUUCUCGAAGCCGUUCAUGAGCCUGGGCAUCUCCAUCAUGAUUAAGAAGCCGCAGAAGUCGAAGCCAGGCGUGUUCUCCUUCCUGGACCCGCUGGCCUACGAGAUCUGGAUGUGCAUCGUGUUCGCCUACAUCGGGGUGAGCGUGGUGCUCUUCCUGGUCAGCCGCUUCAGCCCGUACGAGUGGCACACUGAGGAGCCCGAGGAGGGAUCGGAAUCUGCUCCAGCCGACCAGCCCCCCAACGAGUUCGGAAUAUUCAACAGCCUCUGGUUCUCCCUCGGAGCAUUCAUGCAGCAGGGCUGUGACUUCACUCCCAGGUAA
Colossoma macropomum (tambaqui) is the source of this 1840-nucleotide messenger RNA. Its product is annotated as glutamate receptor 4-like. Gene Ontology annotation, molecular function: transmitter-gated monoatomic ion channel activity involved in regulation of postsynaptic membrane potential; AMPA glutamate receptor activity. The record is from RefSeq and is a predicted model, not a curated record. Gene Ontology annotation, biological process: synaptic transmission, glutamatergic; modulation of chemical synaptic transmission. Gene Ontology annotation, cellular component: postsynaptic membrane; AMPA glutamate receptor complex; dendritic spine. Lineage: Eukaryota; Metazoa; Chordata; Actinopteri; Characiformes; Serrasalmidae.